Molecule: messenger RNA, 5698 nt
Organism: Gasterosteus aculeatus aculeatus (three-spined stickleback)
Lineage: Eukaryota; Metazoa; Chordata; Actinopteri; Perciformes; Gasterosteidae
Gene: psd2
Product: pleckstrin and Sec7 domain containing 2
Biological process (GO): regulation of ARF protein signal transduction
Molecular function (GO): guanyl-nucleotide exchange factor activity
Source: RefSeq, a predicted model, not a curated record
CGCUUUUCCCAACGUGUCUGUUGGAAUAAAUAGAUGCCAAGUCCAGUAACCCACUCUUCUGAGGACACGCUGGAACUCCUCCAGCGGGUCCGUGCAGCAUCUGGAGCUCAGUCUGGGAACCACUGGACUCGCUGGGCUCAGCCUGCAUCCGGCUCCUGCUGCAGAGUCGAAGGCGAACCCCUUUAAAUGCCAUUCGGACAGCGGGUCUCUGGCGUCAUCCCGCCGGCGGUCGGAGAGGAGGACCGUCAGAGCUGAUCUCCCGCCGCAGACCCUCACAUCCACAGAGGGGAUGCGCGGUCCUCCCGAGCGGGGGGAGCCCGAGGUCACACACACGUUCUCAAAGCCGCCGUUCGGACGCACCGAGGCUCCGCGGAGAAGAGAGGAGGGGAGAGGAGAGGAGAGAGGGACACGGAGACCCUCGCCCACCGAUCCUCCGCGCGGUGAUCGCGAGCCGCGAACAACGGUCGCACGCGCAUACCGUGUUCUCCCUGGGUUGCUGCUCAGAAGGUCUGGUCCUCAUCUCUGGCAGUGAAGAGUGAAGAGCACCAUGACCCAGGAGGGGCAAGCUCUGCCCUCUCCCACCCCACCAGAGACCCCAGUGGAGCCCGACGCCCCCACCAGCAGCACCACGGACCCCUCGGCAGGGACACACAGCCAGGUGGAGCAGGACAAGCCGGGGGCGGAGGACACCAUAGAGGAAGGGAAACAAGAAGAGGAGAUCAGAGAGGGAGAGGACGAGGCACAGCGGGAGACGCAGAGGGAAGGAGAGGGGAGGGAGGAGGUAAAGGACGAGGGAGGAGAGGGUGAGUUGAAAGAGGAGAAGGUAGAUGGGGAUCCACGGGCAGAUGGAGGGGCGGAGAGGACGAGUGGGGGAGUGCGCAUGAAUGUGGAGGUGAGCUCGGCGGGGGAGGAGGGGAGAGAAGAGGAAGAGGAGCGGAAGGAAAGUGAAGAGCGUCAGCGGCCCACCGAAGAGGAGGAGACUCAAGCUGGCCGACGAAUGGCAAAUGGCAUAGGUGGCAACCAAGAGGAGGACGAGGCGGAGGACGAGGACGAGGGAGGAGAUGAGGGGGCGAAUCAAGCACUCUUGGACACUUUCAGCUCCAACUUUGAGACGACUGUAGAACAGGCCGACGCAGAAGUGGAGGAAGAAGAAGAAGAGGUGCCGAAGGAGGGAGACGGGAGAGAGAACCAGGACAGUUUCAGCUCGACCUUUGAGCAGAUCGUUGAGCAGGCCGACGUCCAGGCGGAGGAAGAGGAGGAGGAGGAGGAGGAGAAGUGCAGGGUGGACAACAAAGACGGCUUCAGCUCCACGUUCGAGCGCAUCGUGGAAUCGGCACUGCUGAGGGGCGGGACCUGCUACAGCAGCCUGGACUCUCUGGACGUGCUGUCGCUCACGGACGAGACGGACAGCUGCGUGAGCUUCGAGGCGCCACUGACGCCGCUCAUCCAGCAGAGGGCGCUGUUCCAGGGCCCCGAACCCCUGGAGCUGGAGCUGGCGACCGUUCAGGAGCUGGAAGGGGCCGAGGCCGGACCGGACUCCCCGGGUGACCCCACAGGCGGAGAGAGCGACGUCCGUGAAGCCGCAGCUGUGGCCGGAGUGGGCGGAAGCCCGCUGAGGACGACCAUACCAGGAAGCAGGUCGGAGUUUGUGCUGAGCCAAGCCAGACGCUGGGCCGUCCCUAACGGAUACCAUGGAGCCACGGAGGGUUGCGGAGCCAUGAUCAACUCUGUCAGCGAUGCCAACCUCACAGACGUGCCGUCUGACUCGGAGGAGUGCGAUUUGGGCAGUCUGGAGCGCUGUGAGCGCGGCAGCACCGACACGCUGGCCAAUGGCUGCCGAGCCGACAUGGAGGCCGCCAAGAGGCUGGCGAAGCGCCUGUAUCACCUCGAGGGCUUCAAGCGCUGCGAUGUGGCCAGACACCUGGGCAAGAACAACGAGUUCAGCCAGCUGGUGGCGUCGGAGUACCUGAGCUUCUUCAAUUUCUCCGGCCUGUCGCUGGACCGAGCCCUAAGGAGCUUCUUGAAGGCCUUCCCCCUAAUGGGAGAGACCCAGGAGAGAGAGAGGAUCCUUGUGCAUUUCUCCCGACGCUUCUGCCACUGCAACCCGCGGACGCUCAACACCGAGGGCCAGAGCCGCGAUCACCACGGCGAUGACCACGGCGAUGACCACGGCGAUGACCACGGCGAUGACCACGGCGAUGACCACGACGAUGGAGCCCACACGUUAACCUGCGCCCUCAUGCUGCUCAACACCGAUCUGCACGGACAUAACAUUGGGAAGAAGAUGUCUAGCCAACAGUUCAUCAGUAAUCUGGAUGGACUUAACAACGGCAAAGACUACCCUAAAGAGUUAUUAAAGGUCUUGUAUAACUCCAUCAAGAAUGAGAAGCUGGAGUGGGCAGUUGAGGAGGAGGAGCUGAGGAAGAGUCUGUCAGAGCUGGUGGAGGAGCAGUGCGAGGGCGGGAGUAAGCGCGUUGCCAGGGUGACGGACGGCAGUAACCCCUUCAUCACCAUUCCCAUUCUCUUGAAUGCUGUCACCUACAAACAUGGAGUGCUGACCCGCAAGAGCCACGCUGACAUGGACGGCAAACGCACCCCGAGGGGUCGGCGCGGUUGGAAGAAGUUCUAUGCGGUACUAAAGGGGAUGAUCUUGUAUCUCCAGAAGGAUGAGUACAAGCCCGACGCUGACAUUUCAGAGGUGGACCUGAAGAACGCGGUGCGGAUCAACCACGCUUUAGCCACUCGGGCCACCGACUACAGCAAGAGAGCCAACGUGCUGAAGCUGAAGACCUCUGACUGGAGAGUCUUUCUGCUGCACGCCUCUAGUGAGGAGGAGAUGUUGUCUUGGAUCUUCCGGAUAAACCUGGUGGCGGCGCUGUUCUCCGCUCCGGCGUUCCCCGCCGCCAUCGGCUCCAUGAAGAAAUUCUUUCGACCCAUCUUGCCGUCUUCAUCCACCAGGCUGAAACAGGAGGAGCAGCUGCUGAGUCACGAGAACAAGCUGAAGCAGAUGAGCCUGGAGCUGGAGGAGCACCGCAAAAGCUCGCCCUCAGCCGACCCCAAAAGCCGCGAGUCGGAGGAGUACCGGCUCAAAGAGCACUACCUCACGUACGAGAAGGCUCGCUAUGAGACGUACAUCAGCCUCCUGCAGGCCAAAAUCCGCGCAGAAACCGACGACCUCGAGAAGAUUGAGGCCAGCGUGAUGGGCGGCCUCAUCAUGGAGGGGGGCCUGGCCGGCCGCGAGUGCCACAUCCGCAAGACGCAGUCCUCGCCGUCCAUCAGUCAGGCUCAGGGCGGGCUGAACGGGAGGGCCGCUGGAUGCACCGCCCCGGGGCCGAGGAGCUGAGGGGGGCAACUCCCCUCUAAGCCAAACCAGCUUCUUUCUGGGCCUUUUCUGUUAAAGUAUUUUGUGUUGUGGGCCCCCCGCGCUCCUCCUGUUGUACUUACAGCAACAAACGGGGGUAAUGUGUCCCUCCUUCCCAGAAUGCACCUGCCCUGGUGAUAGGUUCCUGUCUUUGAGCAAUAGAUGAAGAGGACCAACAGCCCGUGCUUGAUACCCAACAAGUGACCCUGCCUAACCCCGGUCCUUUGAACUUUAACCAUUGCACAUUAAGAAUGAUCAUAACUGUGAUCACUAUUUAUGACAUCAUCAGUAUUAUUUGGAAAUGAGAGCGAUGUGGUUGUCUUUACAUUAAAUUAGUUGUUAGUUACGAGCAGAGCUUUGAGUGAUUAAUAAUGAAUUUGUUUAAAGGGCCGGACGGAGAACCAAGAGGAGGGACGGGUUGUGGCUGUCUUCUCUGUCCCGUCCUCGUCCUGCAGAAGGAGAUGGUACUACUGUAGCAUUUGGGCCUUUUCUUUUCUCCCUCAUCACAUGUUUGCGCACACAGCCGAGUAUGGACCUACGUUGUGGUGUGUGACGAGACAACAUAUCUGUCCCAGAGUUACAAAAAAACUCUCAAAAGAACUUCUCAGAAGGAUCGAUGGAUCCCUGCCAUGUAUAGCAUAUUUAUUUAUUUAUUUAAUUCUCCACACCUUUAUUUGCCCCGGGGCGGGUUUCCACUGAGCACGCUCGCUCUUCCCCCCCCGCCCCCCGCCCGGCAGUUUGCCAAUCGGCGACGGUGCGGUGGCGUACAUUUGUAAGCGUGAAGGAGCUGCCGGGUGGAGCGAGCGUGUUUUCGACUGUGCACCGCCAGAGGAGCUGGAGGUUGAGUGCCUUACUCAAGGGCACCUUGACUCUAGCUGUUGAGGGAAUUACAGAGUCAGCCAGAGAGAUCACAAGUCUGUGAUUUUUAAUCCGCCGCUAGCCUAAAUACUGACACGCAUUCGCCCCCCCCCCCCCCCCCCGUCCGCCCUUCUAGCGAGUCCAAACCGAACGGAGGAGGAAGACGGUAUGUGACUGAAUGACACCCCACAAGCUCCUCCGCCCGCACCGCGGCAGAGUCAAGAUGUGAUUGGGUGUGAGGCUUCUAAAGGUGCAGGUAAAGGUCAGAGGAGGAAGGUGUCACCGUAUGAGCGGGCGUCACUUGUGCAUUAAAUGCUUGCUGGUUUUUAGUUGCUGCAGUUGUGUUGUCGAAGCUUUAGGCAACAGGAAGAAGCAAAUAUAGCGACGUCAUUGUUUUUCCGUGAAGACUUCCUAUUUGUUGAGAGAACCAAUCCGAGGCAUUCUGCUGAGUAAGACGACACAAUAAGGGGCGGGGCUCUUCACAGCAUCUUCAUCCCAGAGGCAGAAAUGAUCCUGUGUAACACAAAACAAACAACCUUUACCUUUUAACACAGCAAAUCUCUGUCAGUUCUGGUUUAGAUCACGUUAACAUGGACGUGCUGCAUGCUUAGCCCCGUCUUGGACAUUUACUUCCAUUUGAGGACGUUUUGGGGAGAGUAGGCCUUCGUCAGAAAGAGACAGGCUGAUUGGAGAGUGUGGCCGCAGGACUUAAGAAGGAGAGACUGGUUUGGUUUUCUCUGCCAGCUAGUAACAGGCAACAGACUCAUCCGGGGACACACAUGGGAGGGAGGACCUGCGUUUCGUCUGGACGUGGGGGUAGAGUGGCGGUACCGCUUUCUGAGCACCUUAAUUGAUCCUAAACCCACACACACACACGCACACCAUAUCUCUUUCUUUGUAAUUUGCUUAUAUGACACAACUGUAGAUCAGUGAGCUUAGCGACCCCUCACGUCAACAGAACCAGAGCCGUGGACAUCGACAGCAUCUUUGGCUCACGCCUCUUGUUGUAUCAAAUAAAUAGUGACAAACGGGUUCUCAGAUCCUGUUUGGGGACUUGGCUGGAAACCUGGAAUCACAGCUGGACUCCUGGAUCCCUCUUCAGACCAAAAUGCCAAAAGUGGAGCUGUGUUUUCAGAGAGGAAGUACGGUUUUAUAAAGCUGUGUCGUUAUGACGAAUAACUGCUUUCUUACAGAUAGACGUAUAGUCACUUUGGCUGUUGUGCUAACCAUUGGUUCCCAAUGUUUUAGGGUAGGCCUGUGCUGUUCUAUAGGAUCGUGGCAACGAAAAAGUAAAUAGUUGAUUGUUAUGUUUUAUUUAAAAAAUUACAACUUCGGCACCUUGAUGUCAGCAUUGGAUCCGUCUUUUAGUUUGUUUUGUUUGUAUAUCGGAACUGUUUUUUGACAGGAUGCUUAUACUAUGUAAAGAACAUAUUUACUGAAUAUUUAGUCUGUGCUUCAUAAAGUAAGCUUUUAUACAGA